AUGGAUGAAUUCAAAAAAUCUGCAAAAAUUACCCACUCAUUGAAUGUACUUACAUCAUUCAAUGAACUAAAACAAUCUGACUGCAUUUGUAACUUCACAAUCAAAGUUGGUGACAAAUCUUUCAAAGUCCAUCGAGACCUGCUUGCCGCAGUAUCAAAGUACUUCAAAAGCAUGUUUUCAAGUAACAUGGUUGAGGCUCGGAAUGGUUUUGUCGUUAUGAAAGACAUCUGUGCUGAUGCUGUAGGGCAGUGUGUAGAUUUCAUGUAUACUGGUGAAGCAAAUCCAUCCAUGGAAUCUGUUGAAAAUACUUUGUAUGCUUCUCAGUUUAUGCAGCUUGAUGUAUUAUCAAGUAUAUGCUUUAAUUUCAUGGAAAAAAAUCUGUCAGUGCACCAUUGUCUCCUAGUGGUCAGGUUGGCAAGACUUUAUGUUUGCACAGAGUUACAAACCAUUGCUGAACUAUUCAUUGUGGAUAAUUUUGAGUCUCUGAUUUUGGGUGAAGAUUUUCUACAUCUGAGCAAAGAAGAACUCGUAUUUUAUCUACAAAAGUUGGAUAAAAAGCAUGAAGUAGUUUGGCAUGCUGUGAAAAGAUGGAUUUCAAACAAAGGUGAAAAGAUUGGAUCAGAACUAAUGGAGACUCUGCAUUUUGAAGAUUUUCCUUUUAAAUUUUUACUCACUGAUCUGCUAAAUGAUUCUUUGGUCGAAAGUUCUUCAGAUGCGAAAAGUUUUGUCAUUAAAAAAUUACUUUCGAAUAUCGAUGGAUUGAAAGAGAAUUUGUCGCUCGACACUUCAUUCAUUUUGAGGAAGAUUAAUCGGAUCGAAAACAAAGUUUGCUCGGAGAAUGUCAAAAAUAUAAUCAAUGAAUUUAUGGCUCAGAAUUUUGAACAGAUUGAAACAAAAUAUUCUUCAGAGAAAAUUAAAUGGGAAGCUGCACUGAAAUGGGCCAAACAAAGUCGUCGUCAUCAGAAAAUUUUUCCUGACUUGUUCGAGUUGAUAAAACUUGAGGAAUUUUCUGAUGAUUUUAUUCAACAAAGCGUCAGAAAUGAAUCUUUGGUUAAAGAGUCGCACAAGUGCAAAGAUUUAUUGCUUGAUGUUGUCUAUGCCAGAGCCACUGUAGCUAAACUGGUUCCACAGAUUGCUGUCUCGACAGAGACGGGUAUAAAGGCUCUGAAUCUCCAAACAAAUCAAUGGUCCAGUUUGAAGUCUGAUUAUGAUGUUGGCAUUCAUCUUGUCAAUGUUGAGGGUCGAUUGUAUGCUUCAGAUGGGAAUCAAUUGUCUUCGCUGCAAGAAGGUCGAUGGAUUAAGAAAGCCAAGAUUGAAAGGAAGAGUGAUCAGUGGGAUAAGAUGGUUUAUCUCAAGGGCGGGAUUUAUAUUUUCAACUAUUCUCAGCAUACAGUGCGAUAUGACAUUGCCAAAGACAGAUGGGAUAAGAAUUUGCCUUCAUGUGAUCUUGAUUUUGGUUUUUGUGCUGCUGCCUCUGAUGAGUUUAUAUAUGCGAUGGGAGGUUGGUCAACAUGGAGAAAAUCAAAAGUAUACGAUCCUGGAACAAAGAAAUGGUCUUCCCUGCCACAGAUGAUUUAUGGAACAUAUGGUUGUGCAGCGGUUGUUUUUCAAAGUAUGGUUUAUGUACUGGGAGGUUCUGCUGGAGGUCUUGUUCAAUGUUAUAACCCUGUUGUUCGCUCAUGGACAGAGAUUGCAAAAAUGAAGAUGAAUAGAAUUAAUUUUAGUGCAUGUGUUGUUGAUAAUAAAAUGUAUGCAGUCGGUGGUGCUGAAGGUGGAGGCCUGAAUAAGGAUUCUAUUGAAACAUUCAAUGAAGAAACUGGUGAAUGGAAAAUAGUCUGUGAAAUGGAUUUGUCUGAGGUGGACUGGGUUUAUUGCUGUAGCUAUGCUCUAUAA
Messenger RNA from Styela clava, 1893 nucleotides. Lineage: Eukaryota; Metazoa; Chordata; Ascidiacea; Stolidobranchia; Styelidae. The record is from RefSeq and is a predicted model, not a curated record.